AUGGGUAACUACUAUGUUAAACCUGAACGUGCCGGAAAUUCACCAUAUACCCGUUCAGGAUUGCCUCCGCCAAAGUUGGAUCCAACCGGCGACAAGCCAUUGCAUCGGGGUGGUAAUGCAAUGUCGUUGGAAAUGCACAUGGCUGAUGAGAGGGCUCGAGCGCGCGGAUUGACACCGGCUGAACGUGAAUGGCGUAUGAAAUGGGUUAAAGAUCAAAAUCUACAUCCCGAUGAACCGAUUGCUGUUGAUGCAGUUCACAGACAACUCAAUCCGAUUCGAAUUCUUUACAGAUGGCCACUCGAUAAACUCUACAAACAUUUUUUGAAACCAACAUUUGGAGUUUAUCAUGGAACGGCGAUUCGUGUUGUUGUACCGAAAUUCAUCUUUGCUUUCCUUGGUUUACAGGUGAUCUACUAUUAUUGGAAAUACGAGGCCCGAGAUUGGGCUCAUCUUCGAGGAAUUGAGACAUCACCUGAACGCCCCGUGAUCAUGCGAGGCGCCGAAAUCGAAAAGCGAUACCCCGGAUUGCAGACGAAAGCUUUGGCGGACCCUUCAAAAUUCGACUAUCUCUCUCCUUCAUACGAGAAACGUACUGCCAUUCUUGAUGUGGGCGCUCCUGGCCGUCCCUGG
Messenger RNA from Mesorhabditis belari, 630 nucleotides. NCBI's taxonomy places the organism in Eukaryota, Metazoa, Nematoda, Chromadorea, Rhabditida, Rhabditidae. The record is from the annotation of a GenBank genome assembly.